UGUGUUAUCAGAUAGUGAUUUAUUGAUUUGCAGUUAUGCCCAUGAAUGAAUCCGCAGAGAGCUCUAUCAGGGUGGAUGGCGAAAGCCCAGUGUGCAGUCUAGAUGAGGCUCUUACUUCUGUGGGGUUUGGGACAUUCCAAGUGCUUGCUUACGCUUGGUUGGAUUGCAGAAGCAAUGGAACUUAUGAUUCUAUCCUUGGUGGGACCCGUGGUUAAGUCCCAGUGGGAUCUCUCCCCAGGCCAAGAGAGUCUACUAUCAACCGUUGUUUUUGCUGGCAUGCUUGUUGGAGCAUUUUCUUGGGGCCUUGUUUCGGAUUACUAUGGAAGGAGGCAGGCCAUUUUCCUCUUAUUUCCUUCCAUUCUGAGAUGCUUUGCCUUGGAAGGGUUUGCUGGGACCAACUAUUCUUACUGGCGGAGCUGGAUUAUUCAGUACUUUCUCCCCAAAUUACGUAUCCCUGUUGAUUCUUCGCUGCUUGGUUGGCGUUGGCGUUGGCGUUGGCGGGACGACUGUUUUCUGCUCCUGGUUUCUAGAGUUUGCUCCCUCCUGGAAUGCUUGUUUCUGAUAGUACAAUUGGACUGGAUGAAGAAUCUUCUGCGUCAGAAUAUACCCCUCUACUCUCAACUAAGUAGGGAGCAAAGCAAAAGUGGCUCGAGCACUGUCUUGCGAUCAGAAAAUCUUCAGGAUGACAGCCUCCACGUAGAUGUAUUUAUUACUAGUUUGGCAGAGAUUCCUGGGCUUAUUCUGUCAGCAGUUGUUGUGGAUACAAUUGGACGCAGGCUCUCGAUAUCAUUCAUGUUUGCCUCAGCUUGUAUUUUCCUCUCUCCUCUGUUUUACCAUCAAUCUGCAACUUUAACAACAACAUUGAUGUUCGGAGCUCGCAUGAGUAGCAGAGUACUCUCCACGCUUGCUACAAUAUAUGCUCAGGAGGUAAGCCCUGGAAUUCACGCAUUUCGUUGUAUCCGAAGGGCAACUGGUUUUGGGGUUGCAAGUGCUGUACGGAGGGUUGGUGGCAUGAUAACCCCCCUUGUAGCGGUCGGACUAGUGACCGGUGGCCAUCAUACAGAAGCUAUCAUCCUGCUAGACAUUGUGAUGGCUAUGUCAGGACUCUGUGUCCUGCUCAUCCCAGUCCAAACCAAGGGACAUGAAUUCAGUGACAGCGUAGAUGUAUCUGAUUCAAAACAAGUUGUUGCUGCCGGGCAGUAA
Messenger RNA from Populus euphratica (Euphrates poplar), 1203 nucleotides. NCBI's taxonomy places the organism in Eukaryota, Viridiplantae, Streptophyta, Magnoliopsida, Malpighiales, Salicaceae. The record is from RefSeq and is a predicted model, not a curated record.